AUGUCUUUAUCAACUGAAUCUUCUUCCACUCUUCCUUUCAAUCAUAACCAUGUGAGCCUCAACACAUCGAUGAAAACCAUUCACAUUCAUGAGUGGCCUUCUGGUUAUCCAUGGAAAGCUCUAAAAUCCAAGAAAUCACAUCUAUCGGAACAAGAUUAUCAACUCGGAGCGGAGGUGAGACGUCAACUCUUGCAUGAUCUCUAUCAUCGGGAAAUCAAUGGAUUGAAACAUGAUCCGUACUUUCAUUUCUUUUAUGAACCCGAGUUGAUUAUUCGAACAAGUUCGGAAUCGGUUCGGAAUCAACUCAAAUUGCAUUUGGAUGAAUCGAACAUUGGUUAUGUGGAAUAUAAUUAUCCAACUCCAGAAUCCAAAUAUAUCGAUGUGGUGGCUCAUACGGAGGUGAUGGAUCUUCUCGAUUCUCGAAUUUAUUGUUGUGGAGAGAAUAAGGAUGGAAUUGUGUUGCGAAAUUUAAGUUUAUUUCUUCAAAUUUUUCACUGUCAUAGUGUGGCAGCGAUUGAAAUGAACCGACAAGAUCAUUUUCAUUAUAUGGAGAGAGUCGUUCAUACCAUGUUUAAUCCAUUUGCCUAUACUAGAGAUGAAGAAGGAAGAAAAUUGGCGAAAAUGGCAAUUUUCAAAUCGGGACUGGAAGGAGUGGAAGAUGCGUUGAAUAAUUUUGAUCCAUGGAAUUUGGGUGAUUAG
This is a messenger RNA of Naegleria fowleri, 699 nucleotides long. RefSeq lists its product as uncharacterized. The transcript has a single exon. The coding region runs from base 1 to 699 and encodes 232 amino acids. NCBI's taxonomy places the organism in Eukaryota, Heterolobosea, Eutetramitea, Acrasida, Naegleriidae. The record is from RefSeq and is a predicted model, not a curated record.